UCCCGUCUGUAAUAAGAAAAAGAUGGCGGACACUGAACACACGGACAGUGAUAACACUGCAAUUUCAUCAAAAACAAAGCAGAAGAAAAAGAAUGAUGCAGUGCCUGGUGUGAUAUAUCUCAGCAGAAUUCCUCCUUUUAUGAAUGUGAAGAAGAUACGCGACAUAUUCAGUGAAUAUGGAGACGUGGAGAGAAUAUUUCUUCAGCCAAACGAGCGAGGAGCAAACACCAAGAAAGGUCGAUUGUUUACAGAAGGCUGGCUGGAGUUCAGUAACAAGAAGGUCGCGAAGUAUGUGGCGUUAACAUUGAACAACUCUAAUGUCGGGGGUAAAAAGUCAAGCCAGUGGUAUGACGAGCUGUGGAACAUCAAAUACCUGCACAGAUUUAAGUGGGCUCAUUUAAAUGAAAGAUUGGCAUAUGAGAAAGAAGUUCGUAAACAGCGAAUGAGGACUGCUAUCUCGCAGGUAAAACGUCAGGCCCAGUUCCACAUCCGCAACGCUGAAGGAAAUCAAGUCAAACAACACAUACAGGCGAGAAAACGGAGACAGGGCAAGCCAGUUGGUGGAGAGAAAGAAGGGAAUGAAAAACUUUAUGUAAUAGCACAGAAAGAUACAGAGGAAGAUAAGAUGUUAAACAAAAAGAGGAAGUUAGACGGAGGUGGUGACAUUUCAAACUCAAAGAGGACAAAAAAGAAAGACAUUGAGAGGAAGAAAUCUGUGGCUGGGCGGUCAUCAUUUCUCAAAAACAUUUUCUCAGGGGGGAUAGUUGAGGGAGACAGCUGAAUUAAAUAUGUAAAACAAUA
Messenger RNA from Mizuhopecten yessoensis (Yesso scallop), 801 nucleotides. RefSeq names its product activator of basal transcription 1-like. Lineage: Eukaryota; Metazoa; Mollusca; Bivalvia; Pectinida; Pectinidae. The transcript is spliced from 3 exons. Gene Ontology annotation, biological process: small-subunit processome assembly; endonucleolytic cleavage in ITS1 to separate SSU-rRNA from 5.8S rRNA and LSU-rRNA from tricistronic rRNA transcript (SSU-rRNA, 5.8S rRNA, LSU-rRNA); endonucleolytic cleavage in 5'-ETS of tricistronic rRNA transcript (SSU-rRNA, 5.8S rRNA, LSU-rRNA). The record is from RefSeq and is a predicted model, not a curated record. Gene Ontology annotation, cellular component: nucleolus. Gene Ontology annotation, molecular function: RNA binding. The coding region runs from base 23 to 781 and encodes 252 amino acids.